UAGAAAAAAACAUGUAAAACUAUUAUUUUAAUGUUUUUCUUCGAUAACUAACUCUUAUAUAUGUUGUAAUUAAAUAAAACUCGAAACAGACCACGUUUGCGGCUAAAAACGAGUGGUUUUUGAUGCGGCUCACGAAGUCUCGUCGUGGCGCUUAUAAUAUCGAGCUCUAUGAGAAGCUUUAGUAGCCAUUAGGCGGCUCCAAACCACACUUUUUUGACUCAGUUUUAGUGGCUCCAUAAACUUUGACCUUACCUUCAUGAUUCCUUCACCGUCACGUUAACCAAAAAGGCUACUUGAGGUCAAAGCAACCUCGCAACACUACAACGACGACUCUUUUUUUUUUCUCUCUUUAAUUAUAAUGCUUAACAUUAUCGAUUCUUCUUUUAUUUAUAUUAUAAUUUAAAUUUUCCUCAGUUGCUGCUUACUUGUUCUACAGUCUUAGCUGUAAAAAACUGUAUAUAAAACUCUCCACGAACUCUCCACACACACCGAGACAGAAGAAUUGGUUUUAAUGGCGGAAUUUGCAGGAGAAUCUUAUUGGCUUCUCUCGGGUGCUGCUGCAUCAACCACAUUUCUUGCUUUCAUCAUCAUCUUCUUCCUCGCGGGAAUAGCAAGAAGAAAGAGAAGAGAGCCUCAUAGGCUGCCUCCGGGAAGCAGAGGAUGGCCUUUGAUCGGAGACACCUUCGCUUGGCUCAACGCCGUCUCUGGUUCUCAUCCUUCAAGUUUCGUUGAUAAACAAAUCAAAAGGUAUGGGAGGAUAUUCUCGUGUAGCUUGUUCGGGAAAUGGGCAGUGGUAUCAGCUGACCCGGCUUUUAACCGGUUCAUAAUGCAGAACGAAGGCAAGCUGUUUCAGUCGAGUUAUCCAAAGUCUUUCAGGGAUUUGGUUGGGAAAGAUGGAGUGAUCACGGUGCACGGUGAUCAGCAGAGACGGCUUCAUUCGAUUGCAUCAAGCAUGAUGCGUCAUGACCAGCUCAAGACUCAUUUUCUUGAGGUUAUUCCAGUGGUUAUGCUUCAGACAUUGAGUAAUUUCAAGGACGGUGAAGUCGUGCUUCUCCAGGAUAUCUGUAGAAAGGUUGCCAUUCAUCUUAUGGUUAACCAACUUCUCGGUGUGUCGAGCGAAUCAGAAGUUGAUGAAAUUUCUCAGCUUUUCUCCGAUUUUGUUGAUGGAUGUCUCUCUGUUCCUAUCGACUUGCCUGGUUUCACAUACCACAAAGCAAUGAAGGCACGAAAGGAGAUCAUAAGAAAGAUAAACAAGACGGUAGAGAAGUUGUUGCAGAACAAAGAAGCAUCAGAUACUGCUGGUAAUGGUGUACUUGGAAGAUUGCUUGAAGAAGAAAGCUUGCCAAACGAAUCCUUGGCAGAUUUUAUCAUCAAUCUACUGUUUGCCGGAAAUGAAACCACCUCGAAAACAAUGCUGUUUGCGGUUUACUUCCUCACUCAUUGUCCUAAGGCCAUGACCCAACUCCUGGCGGAACACGAUAGGCUCGCGGGAGGAACGCUAACAUGGCAAGAUUAUAAGACAAUGGACUUCACUCAAUGCGUAAUAGAUGAAACACUCAGGCUUGGGGGAAUUGCGAUAUGGCUUAUGAGAGAGGCGAAAGAAGAUGUCUCAUAUCAAGAUUAUGUCAUUCCCAAGGGAUGCUUUGUUGUUCCGUUUCUCUCGGCAGUGCACUUAGAUGAGAGCUAUUACAAGGAAAGUCUCUCCUUCAAUCCAUGGCGAUGGCUUGACCCUGAAACUCAGCAAAAGAGGAAUUGGAGAACGAGCCCUUUCUAUUGCCCAUUUGGUGGAGGAACUCGGUUUUGUCCAGGAGCAGAACUGGCUCGCCUACAAAUUGCUCUCUUUCUGCAUUACUUCAUCACCACAUACAGGUGGACACAACUUAAGGAAGAUCGUAUCUCCUUCUUCCCUUCGGCUCGUCUAGUGAAUGGCUUCAAAAUCCAGUUGAACAGACGAGACAGUGAUCCUCGGAAUCAAUAAAGAACCAACACUCUCCACCUCUGUAGAUCUCUUUGUAUUGAUGUAUAUUCACUCAAAACCAUGUGACUUUUUGUAACUCCAAAUUUGUAUAAUAGUGUUUUAACUCCAAAGUUGCGUA
Messenger RNA from Arabidopsis lyrata subsp. lyrata, 2096 nucleotides. RefSeq names its product abietadienol/abietadienal oxidase. Gene Ontology annotation, molecular function: monooxygenase activity; oxidoreductase activity, acting on paired donors, with incorporation or reduction of molecular oxygen; heme binding. Bases 512 to 1978 code for a protein of 488 amino acids. The transcript has 9 exons. NCBI's taxonomy places the organism in Eukaryota, Viridiplantae, Streptophyta, Magnoliopsida, Brassicales, Brassicaceae. The record is from RefSeq and is a predicted model, not a curated record. Gene Ontology annotation, biological process: multicellular organism development; brassinosteroid homeostasis; brassinosteroid biosynthetic process.